AUGGACAAUUUUGUCAAACUGGUAAGACUAAAUAACUUUGUCAAUUCAGUCUUCCCGAUAUCAUCUUUCCUGCUCAUAUCAUUGAAUUAGUAAAAAACAUAGUUCAAGUAUGAAAAUCAAUAAGUUCUAUCGUUAAAAUUUUCUUAAAACUAUGAAUCUGUCUUUUCUGGCAAGUACUCAAAUUCCGUUUGCAGAGAAUCUAUUAAUAAGAUCCCGAAAGAAAGGAUGAAAAAGUAUGCCCAUCUUGCUUACAUACUGUCUUCAUUCAGAUUAGUCGAGGUGCAGAAAUACUACGUUUGGCCUUCUUUCAUCAUCAUUUAACAGAACUAAACAUAGUCAAUCCAAUACGGGCAAUAAUGACAAAAUCAGCUAUUUUAGAUAAAAAAAAGUUUUAAAGCCCAUAGUAAGUUCGCUUGGUAUAAUUACAGAGUAAAAAGGAAUUUACUUUUUUGCAUCUAUCCUUUGGAUUCACUUAGGUCAUCCACAUCUUUGCAGUUACUUUUUGCUUGGCUACGAUCCUUAGUUCUACAGGAAAAGUUGAAGCCAAACCCCAAGGUCCUACAGGUAAACAAGACAACACCAAAUGCAAUCAUAUCAUGAUACCAAGGAUCACUGCUGACUCUCCUGGGUAUACACCAACCUCUACUAGGAAGACGUGCAUUGAAAAAAUCAUCCCAAUAACUAUUUGUAACAAAAUGUACAAUGUUGCACUUUGUAAGAAACAGAACGGUUGCAGUGGAGUCCCGAAGAUGAUAACUGUGACUUACCGAACAUGCUGUAGAGGAAACCACACUACAUCCGUUGCAUUACCAGGCGGUUGUUCUUAA
Porites evermanni is the source of this 827-nucleotide messenger RNA. The record is from the annotation of a GenBank genome assembly. NCBI's taxonomy places the organism in Eukaryota, Metazoa, Cnidaria, Anthozoa, Scleractinia, Poritidae.